AUGAACUCUUCCGCAAUUCAUAACAAGUGGGUUGAAGAUGCCAUUCGUAGUAGAUAUGUGACAGAGUUUGAUCACUAUUCGUUUAGAGAAAUAGAAAUUAUUUUAACAACGCCGUUAACGGAUAUUAAGAAGGCUUAUCAAAUAGGAUUUGAUAGAAAUGUUGUCCUUAAAUAUUUAAGGGAAGAACAAUAUAAAGUCGAAGACGUGUAUCAUAAAAAUUUCUUGAGAGAGGUUCGGAAUUUGGCAAGGUUAAAUGAAUUUAAUAACGAAAAUAUAGUUAAGUUUUUAGGAAUUAGCAAAGGUAUAAAAUAUUUUAUUAAUAGAGACCUAAUUACUCGAGGUCUUAUUUUUGAAAAAGCUAGCUUAUUCAAAUUGUUUACAUAUUGUUAUUAG
Acaulospora morrowiae is the source of this 393-nucleotide messenger RNA. Lineage: Eukaryota; Fungi; Glomeromycota; Glomeromycetes; Diversisporales; Acaulosporaceae. The record is from the annotation of a GenBank genome assembly.